CGAGGGAGGAAGGAGGAGUGACUUAUUUGUGAAGUUGAGAGUUGGGAUGAGCGGCUGGUUGCCGUCGUGGCCGGACCGGGCGCAGGGGGCUGCUGGAGGCUCUCUCUGGUUUUGUUCGGCACUCGUCCCAGACCAGCUGGACUUCAGGGCCGCACAGAUUCCCGUCUAGCUCCCAGAGAGGGCCCGGGCCGUGGAAGGGGCUCAGAGGAGGGCUGCCCCCGCCAUGGAAUGUUGGAGAUUUGCGUCCGGGGCUGCAGGAAGUGUUUCUUCCCCCUCACGGGUUCGGAGACUUGGGUCUGGAUCCAGAAAGUCUGCGUGCCUCUUGGAAUUCCCUCAGAGACCCGGAACGUCCCGUCAGGAGCGCCGUGGCUUCGGUAAUGGCGUAACGGGCCAGAGGCGGCCUCCGGCCAUAUAAACGCCAAUGCGUUGGAUUUGCAGCCACUGCUGAUCCAGACGAGGAAUUCAGGAUGCGGCGCUUUGACCAGCUGAGGAAGACGUUCCCCUUCCUGGCGCACUUCCACGUCUACAGAAAGCUGGGCAGCAGCAUGCAGUGUGAGGAGGGCACCGAGUGGCUGCUGGAGCUGCUGAUGGAGGUGCAGCUGCAGCAGUACUUCCUGCGGAUCCGGGACGACCUGAACGUCACGCGCCUGUCCCACUUCGACUACGUCAAGAACGAAGACCUGGAGAAAAUCGGCAUGGGUCGACCUGGGCAGAGACGGCUGUGGGAGGCUGUGAAGCGGAGGAAAGCCAUGUGCAAGCGCAAGUCCUGGAUGAGCAAGGUGUUCAGUGGGAAGCGUCCAGACGGAGGAGACUUCCCCCAGCAAGGCCAGCCCGCCUCCUCCUUCCGUAAACGGUCUCCCACGCCUCCGCUGGCGCCCGGGGAGGGCGUCCAGGCUCCGCCCCCCGGCGAGCAGCAGCAGGCCCUGACCUGCUUGAUCCCGGAGAAGGACCUGACGCUGUUCGAGAAGCUGGGCGACGGCUCCUUCGGCGUGGUGAAGAGAGGCGAGUGGCUCACUCCUGCUGGGAAGCUGUUGAACGUGGCGGUGAAGUGUCUGAAGACAGACGUGCUGAGCCAGCCCGACGCUCUGGAGGACUUCAUCUGCGAGGUCAACGCCAUGCACUCCCUGGACCACCAGAACCUCAUCCGGCUGUACGGCGUGGUGCUCACACACCCGAUGAAGAUGGUGACGGAGCUGGCCCCCCUGGGGUCGCUGCUGGAGCGCCUGCGCUGCGUCCGCCCGCAGGGCCCCGUGCUGAUCCACACGCUGUGUCAGUACGCGGUGCAGGUGGCGGGAGGCAUGGCCUACCUGGAGCAGAGGAGGUUCAUCCACCGGGACCUGGCGGCUCGGAACAUCCUGCUGGCCUCUGCUCACAGAGUGAAGAUCGGCGACUUUGGCCUGAUGAGGGCGCUGCCCAACAACCACGAGCACUACGUCAUGCAGGAGCAUCGCAAGGUCCCCUUUGCGUGGUGUGCUCCGGAGAGUCUGAAGACCAGGACGUUCUCCCACGCCACAGACACAUGGAUGUUUGGAGUCACGCUCUGGGAGAUGUUCACACACGGGCAGGAGCCGUGGCUGGGCCUGAACGGCAGCCAGAUCCUCCAUAAGAUUGACAAGGAGGGAGAACGUCUCCCGAAGCCAGAGGACUGUCCCCAGGACAUCUUCAACGUCAUGCUGCAGUGUUGGGCCCAGAAACCGGAUGACAGGCCCACGUUUGUCGCCCUCCGCGAGUUCCUGCUUGAGACCAUGCCCACAGACAUGUGUGCUCUGCAGGACUUCAGCGAGGCCGAUAAGCUCCAGAUCCAGCUCAACGACGUGAUCACCAUCAUCGAGGGGAGGGCGGAGAAUUACUGGUGGCGAGGUCAAAACAAGCGCACCCUCAAAGUGGGACAGUUCCCCAGGAACGUGGUGACGGCGGUGGCGGGGCUGUCGGCGCACGACAUCAGCCGGCCGCUCAAGAACAGCUUCAUCCACACGGGACACGGAGACAGCAACCCCCACCGCUGCUGGGGCUUCCCGGACAGGAUCGAUGAUUUGUACCUGGGGAAUCCCAUGGACCCUCCUGAUGUUUUGGGUUUGGACCUCGGUGCCGCUCGGCCCACACAGCUGCCGGGACGAGCCAGAAAGGAGCCUCCGCCCCGCCCUCCUCAGCCAGCUGUGUUAAUGAAGAGUAAGUCUGGUUUCUCUCAGCAGCUCCCCACCCAUUGCUCCUGCCACCUCUGUUCCCUCCUAGCUCCACUCCUCAAAGAGCCUUGCUACGAUCCAGUAAAUGAGGAUGAGGAUGUAACGUUUUCCGGACUGAAACGAUUAUCACUCCGGAAGGCCGGUUCGGUCAAAGGCCUCAAGCUGAAACCCGCAGCCUGGGUUUCUGCCACCAGGCAGGGCAACAGCAGGACCUCGGGCUCCGGCCACCACCCCAGCAGCGAAGUGUCCCUCAUUGACUUUGGGGAGGAGUUUGGCCCGUCCACACCCUCCCCCUCCCCCGGGGUGGAAAUCCAGAUCCCCACAUUAGCAAAGCUGGCGCUGGAGGCCGAGAACAUCAUGGACAGGACUCCUCCUCAGAGCCCGUCCAGGUCGCUGCCUCGGCCUCUUCAUCCCACACCGGUGGUGGACUGGGAUGCCCGGCCGUUACCCCCUCCCCCUGCCUACGACGACGUGGCACAGGACGAAGACGACAUGGAGGUGAGCUCGAUCACCAGCUGGGAGCAGCAGCACGGCGAGCAGAGCGACGUCCGUCACCCGGACGAGGCGCCGUCGUCGGGACAGACGGUGGAGGGUGAGACUCAGGUCUCCAGAGCAGGUCUGGAGGACAACCUGUUCCUCCCCAGCAAGCAGAGCUCCAGCUUGUCCACCUCCUUCUCACAGUCUGCGGAGAUCUUUCAGGAGCUCCAGCAGGAGUGCAUGAGGAGGCUCAACGUCCCGGCAGGAAGCGCUCAGCCGACUUCAGCCUCGUGUCCCCAGACCCCUCUGAACCCCCAGACCCCAGAGGGACAGCCGCAGACUGCCCUGUCCUCCACUGAGGACAAGCCUCAGAUCCCCCCUCGUGUUCCCAUCCCGCCUCGACCCGUGAAACGGGGCGACUACACGGCGGCGCGCUGGUCCAGGGACCUCUCCGUCUCCCCCUUGCCAGCUGACCCCUCAGGAGACGUUUCGGGCUCGUGCCCGGACCACCCGCCUCAGAUCCCGCCCAGAGACCCCCUGUCUCAGCCCGGCUCCAGGACUCCCAGCCCCAUGGGCGUGGUGGUGGGCUCCCCCCAGCAGAGGGUCUACUCCGUCAGCCCCUCGGCACACACCUACAGCUCCUACCUCUCCACCUCUCCGGGGAAACUCAUGCCUACGACACACAGCUUCGCCUCAGACCCGAAAUAUGCUGCACCCAAAGUGAUCCAGGCGCAGGGGAAGGACGCCGGCGGCAAAGGCCCCUGCAUCCUGCCCAUCGUCCGCGACGGCCGCAAAGUCAGCAGCACCCACUACUACCUUCUGCCGGAACGGCCGCCGUACCUGGACCGCUUCGACCGCUUCUUCAGGGAGGCGGACGGCCUUCCCGCCGGCGGCACGGAGGACAGGCACGCACGGCACGCCAACACGGCCACCGUCAGGCCCAUGGUGGUCGGCGCACAGACGGUCCAGGGCCAGGCUCUCGGGCCGGGGGUUGUCCAGCCCGGCGAGCUGAAGGCCAACUUCUCCUCCAACAAUAACAGCAGCCUGAGUGGACCUCGGCCGGCGAUGAAGACAUCAGUCAGCCUUCCUCGCGUCUGCUCCGACGGCCUGACGGCACCGGCCGUCGCUAAUCCCUGUGCCAGGACGGACGGAGGAGGAGGCUCGGCCGACAGGGUCAAAAUGGUGCAGGAGGCAGUCCAUGGAGUGACCAUAGAGGAGUGCCAAGCUGCUCUUCAGAACCACAACUGGAACGUACAGAAAGCUGUUCACUAUCUGAAGGUGGAGCAGCUGUUCUGUUUGGGCCUGAGGAGCCGCUCCGACUGCCUCCAGCUGCUGGAGGAGUGCGACUGGAACCUGGAGGCGGCCGGCACUCAGAUGCUGGACAGCUAUGGAUCCACCAGCAGGCAGAGACGGUGACAGAACUCUCAGGAACUGAUGGGAACCCCACCUUGCUCAGACCUCCGGGGUGGAGGGGAUGUUCUCCUGCCCCGCUCCGCCCGUCGCCUCCGUCAGACCAGGAUGAAGCACAGAACGCUGAACCCAGCCCGAGCGCCGGCGAGGCGCUGGGUCCUGGACGCUCUGCCACUGCUGCACUGACUGAGAAACAGUCCGCCGCCGUCCAGAAGCGACCGCGCGUUGUGUGACGGCGGGAUGUCAGACUCCGGCGUCACGCCGUCUCCACUGCCACAGAGUCAAGCCGACCCGCCGCGCGCCGCUCUGCCGGAACCCUGAGAUGAGCACAAUGUACACACAAGCACUUUCUCACCAGAUCCACUCUGCCAAACCCACCAGGUCAAAGGUCAGCCUCCUGCAGCAGCUGCAGUUCAGGAAACCCUGACCUCAUGAGAUCAUUCAGGAUGAUGAGGAUGAUGAAGGCUGCUGCUGAAAGGAGGAAGAUGAAGCUCUGCACUGAGGAACCGCUGCUGCUGCUUUAACGCUUGGAGACAGGAAGUCCAGUUCAUCUGGUCUCCACCAGGAGGAGCUGUUUGAAUCUUCAGAGCAGCCGUAGAGCGGUUUACCUCCACCCUCUGAGAUUCAUUCCUCAUUCGAUUAAAGAAGAAAGAAAGUGGAGUUCCCCAGUCAGUAGAACCCUCCUCCACCUUCACUCCUCCACCUCCUCCACCUUCACUCUUCUCCUCCCAUGAAGCACUUUGUCCCGCCGCCGUCCUGCUGCCUCAGCUCGCUCUGCGCUGGCGGCGAAUAACGAUCCCGUCUCUCAGUCACCACGGAAACCCACAGCUGUUAUUUUGGGCUGGAGGGCCGCUCUGGCUCUGGAGGGACUCCAUUGGACCGUAGAGGUUCUGGCCGCCGCCGCCGCCGUGAAGACGGUCGGCAAGCGGAACAUUUCGCCCUGACCUUCGUCCCUGUGAAGUUUGACUUUUGAAAUCUGCAUGUGAUCAGAGGAAUGUUGAAAAAAGGAAAGAAAAAAAACCCCAACCAGUGGUCUUCCUCUGAAUCGCCGUAGGACGGCCUGUCCCCUUUGUCCGGUGUGAGACUCGGUCUGGACGGACGCCACAGGAAGCCUCUGGAGCCAGCCGGCCGGACCGAGGCCUCAGAGCUCAUCCUGCCGGUCAACGCUUUCUCCGGCUGCAGCACGUCCGCUCCCGUUUCGUCCGUCCCUCAGGAAGCGGAGAUCUGGACCCGUCUGGACCUGAAGAGAAGAGAAGUGAGUGGACUCCCGGAACUGGCUGGAGGCGGGUUCUGCCAUCGUCCUUCGCUCGCCGUCUCCUCCGUCCCUCCACAUCUCGUCGGUCUCAAGCUGCUGCUGUCGUGUCAGAAGGACCGAAGUGAUCAAACCCGGUGUGGUGUUCGAACCCGGAUCCCCGUUCCUGUCUGCCGGAACGCUUCCUGCUCAAACGGUUUGAAACUGAAGAAGUCUUCUACUGGUUUCGUUUUCUGCUGUUUCCUCCUUCCGCUCGCCGUCUCCUCCUCUUUUCUCCGUUUGCCUCCCAGAAUGUUUGGUUCUAAACGCCGACUGUCCCGUUGGGUUUUCAUGGUGUUUCUCCUCCCGGAUCGAUGGAAAUGAAGUUCAUG
Messenger RNA from Salarias fasciatus (jewelled blenny), 5693 nucleotides. RefSeq names its product tyrosine kinase, non-receptor, 2b (gene tnk2b). Gene Ontology annotation, molecular function: protein binding; protein serine/threonine/tyrosine kinase activity; ATP binding. NCBI's taxonomy places the organism in Eukaryota, Metazoa, Chordata, Actinopteri, Blenniiformes, Blenniidae. Gene Ontology annotation, biological process: regulation of keratinocyte differentiation; negative regulation of epidermal growth factor receptor signaling pathway; signal transduction. The record is from RefSeq and is a predicted model, not a curated record. The coding region runs from base 468 to 4076 and encodes 1202 amino acids. The transcript is spliced from 18 exons.